This is a messenger RNA of Hemibagrus wyckioides, 1998 nucleotides long. RefSeq names its product alpha-2C adrenergic receptor-like. The coding region runs from base 298 to 1629 and encodes 443 amino acids. Gene Ontology annotation, cellular component: membrane. Gene Ontology annotation, biological process: regulation of smooth muscle contraction; platelet activation; adenylate cyclase-activating adrenergic receptor signaling pathway. NCBI's taxonomy places the organism in Eukaryota, Metazoa, Chordata, Actinopteri, Siluriformes, Bagridae. The record is from RefSeq and is a predicted model, not a curated record. The transcript has a single exon. Gene Ontology annotation, molecular function: alpha2-adrenergic receptor activity.
CAGAGCUGAGACUGCAUGGAACAGCACUUCAGUUUAUUUACGAUGCAUUUCUGAUUUCCGUGAUAUGGGAUUUUGCACAUUUUAAACUUUCGUUUAUGUUUAGUGAUCCGCGUUUGCGUUUUUAACAAUACUUUUUUUUCUAUUUUUGUUGUUUUAUUUUUCCUUUUUAAUAUGAUCCAUGGCGCACGGGUAUUAAACUCUGCGAGCUGAUGUAUUUUAUAAUGUCUUGUGUGGGCAUGUAGAGGAUUAAGGAAUAAUAAUUAUACUAAUAAUAAAAAUAAUUCUUCGCGCAGCGGCAUGGACGCGCCGGGUGGCAUGGACGCGCCGGCGGUCUCCUACUCGUCCUCGUCCGCAAACUCCUCGUGGGAGUCGGGAACGCGCUACUCGCGGACAGCAGCGGCGGGGCUCGCAGCUCUCGUCGCCUUCCUCAUCGUUUUCACAGUGGUGGGAAAUGCGCUGGUGAUGCUCGCAGUGUUAACAAGCCGUGCGCUUCGUGCGCCACAGAAUCUGUUCCUGGUGUCUCUGGCUGCGGCGGACAUCCUGGUGGCGGCGCUCGUCAUGCCUUUCUCGCUCGCUAACGAGCUGAUGGGAUACUGGCACUUUGGGCGUGCGUGGUGCGGUGCAUACCUGGCGCUAGACGUGCUCUUCUGCACCGCCUCCAUCGGGCACCUGUGCGCCAUCAGCCUGGACCGCUAUUGGUCAGUCACGAGUGCCGUCCAAUACAACAUGAAGCGAACACCUAGCCGCAUCAAGGCUGCCAUACUGGCCGUGUGGCUCAUCUCUGCCCUGAUAUCCUCGCCGCCGCUUUUCUCUGUGAUGGACGAUGGGUUGGCAGAGGGCACAGGGCAGCUUCCACAGUGCCAACUCAAUGAUGACACUUGGUACAUUUUAGCCUCCAGUUCUGCAUCCUUCUUCGUGCCAUGCAUCAUCAUGAUCCUUGUCUACAUUCGCAUUUACAGGGUGGCCAAGACAAGAACAAGGACUGCUUCAGAGAAAAAGCCAAGCCUAGACACUGAUAACGGCGUUAGCAUUGCCACAUCAGUGGUGAGGAUGAAUGGCGAGAGAGAGAACGGGCACUGUCCAGGGACACCAGGCAUGAAUGCAGAUCCACGACCAUCAAUCCAGGCAGAGCCAGAACCCACCUCAACUUUAGAGGCCAAAAGCUGGAAGGAAAAAGAUACAACACCAAGCAGAAGCCAGGAAGGCUCAAAACGUGGGUCAUCAUUGGCAUCACUGGCAUCAGAGACCAGCAGGCGGGCAUCCCGUGCCAGCAGCAAGACACGGGAUUUGUUCUCAUCUCGGAGAAUGUCGAGUGGACGAAGGAAGACCAGCGGUGGCGGCAGCAUAAGGAGAAGAAGGGCAUCUCAGGUGCGUGAGAAGCGCUUCACCUUCGUGCUAACUGUGGUGAUGGGUGUCUUUGUGCUCUGCUGGUUCCCUUUCUUUUUUAGCUACAGCUUAUAUGGUGUAUGCCGCCAGGCGUGCCACAUUCCUGACCUCCUCUUCAAGUUUUUCUUCUGGAUCGGUUACUGCAACAGCUCUCUAAACCCUGUCAUCUACACCAUCUUCAACCAGGAUUUCAGAAGGGCUUUCCAAAAGAUCCUCUGCUCACCCUGGAAAAAAUCCUUCUAGAACUUUGCACACUGCAGAUCACCUUAAGCUCUACAAGCUUGAGAGAAAUUAUUUCACAGAAAUGGCCACCAUCAAUAAAAAAAAUUUCAUGGAUGCUUUCUGAACACUGGAUGAUGUGUAAUUUUUUCACGUUCUCUGAUAAUUAAAUUUGAAAGAGACAGCUGGAAUAUAUUAGUGAAAAGCAAGUCAGACGGUCUUCUGCCGGUUAGGAAGUGAAUCAUAAAGAUGUGUAAUAAGAAUUGAUUCUCUGGUUGUUGGAGAAAAAAAUAGAGGUGAGCUGCUGGCUACUGGCACAGAAAAAGCAAAGCAGCAGCAUGAGAGUGUGUAUGCACUGCUAGUUGUAAAUUUACAGAUGUAUUUAUUUUUUAU